This is a messenger RNA of Pelobates cultripes (western spadefoot toad), 20047 nucleotides long. Lineage: Eukaryota; Metazoa; Chordata; Amphibia; Anura; Pelobatidae. The record is from the annotation of a GenBank genome assembly.
CAUUGCACACUGUGUUGUGUACUGCUCUCAUUGUGAAUCACUGUGGGUGGGAGCCUCUCUCAAUCUCCACGGCCGGUUCUACAUCGCGGAUCCAUCCGCGCUCUCCGCCUCAGACACGGCAAAUCAGCCGCACUCCCGGGCCAGGCGGAAGCGGCCAGCGCCCGGCAUACAGCAACGGCUCCCUCGGACUAUACCCACACCAAAACCACGGUAACAACCAAGCACCCUGACAUAGCCGCCGGCUCGCCGCCGCCUUAAUUACCGCCGCCCUUAGAUGCCGCGAUCGGGCGGCCAUGGCGGAAGGACACAUCGUUAACGGGACUAUUUGCCAUGAUAGCGGUGCUUCGGCCUCGGCCCCGCCGCCAUCUUGAAUGUUAAUGUUUCCCCACCAAUAUAUAUAUAUAUUUAUAUAAAUAAUAUCCUUUAAAAAGCUCGAUUCAUCACUUGAGGUAUUAACCCUUUCCGCCGUAUCCUCGUGUUUACCCCCUGUACUGCCAUUAAAGCCCACUCGCGUGCUCGCCAUGUGAAUGUCGAAAGUAAAAUAUGUAAUUAUUAUUUUUUAAUUAAAAACUCGUCUUUUUUUUUUUAAUAAUUGUAGGCAGUUCUACGGCUUCCUGGACCUGUCUGAAGGGAGAGGUGGCCCAACAAACAGCCUUCAACACAAGGUACUAUUAUUAUUAUUAUUAUUAUUAUUAUUAUUAUUAUUAUUUAAUGUGUGUAUUUUCCUCUGUUUUGUUGUGUGCUCAGUGUUCUUGUAUUUUUAUUCUUCCAAUUAUGAUUUGUUUAAAAAACCAUAUGUAACCCCCUUCUCACACAAAACUAGAGUAUUGUGCAAUGUGAUUGUCCCCUUAUGGUGAUAACAUUGUGUGUGUGUUUGUUUGUUUUUUAAACAGAUCAUAUUGAUUUAUUGUAUAUUUUUCAUGUGGCCCCUGGAUCAGGCCUUGUCCCCCCCCCCCCUGUAUACUGCUCUGUGAUGGGAUCCAGGCCUCACCCUACAUCCAAGGGGUGAUUGCUGUCUUGAUAUCUGAUCUGUUUGUAAACAGUCCAGAUGCUGCCUGUCCAGGUUUAAAUGUCCCCACCAUGAAUGCAAGUCCUCUGCUUCACAAAUGCAUCAUUGCAUUAUUAUUAAAGCUCAGACUUCUUUAUCUAUUUUGUGGUUAUUUAAAUGUCCUAAGUACCCUCUUUACAAGGAAGUUUGAUCCCUAUUACCAUGCCAUUUAAAUGUCCCAUACUUGCAAACUCUUUUGUACCGGUUCUCUUAAACUUUACAUAAAUUAAAGACUAUAUAUAUAUAUUGUAUAUGACUUAAAUCAACAGAUUACAUCAGAUAUACGUAAGCUUUCUUUACUUACUAACCUUAGAUCCAAACUUAUAAUAAUUAUGCAAAAAAAAUGCUCAUGUGAACCUAAUCAAACCUACUGUAUUUGAUGUAACCCCCCCCCCUCCUUUUUUUAAGGUUCAUGCGAUAAAAGUACAUUAUACUUGGUACACAUUGUUAAUUUUCCCAUUAUUCACUAUUCAAUAAACCAGAGAAUAAUACAUAAAAUGAGAUCUUACACUUGUUUCUGUUUUCAAUAAGCAUUUAAAACAAGGCCACUAAUAACUUAUUUUAUGUUUUUAAUACCACACAUAUGUCAAUGCCAAAGUGAUAUCAAAUUACAGAUUUGGCAUUCCAAGGGUUAACACUACACAUCCCAUGUAAAGAGUUGCCAUUUUAGAUUUCUACAAUCCACUUAAUCUUGACAAAUGUCUUCUAGUUAAUCGUUUUACAUUGAAUCUGUGCUAAGGCAAAAAUAUUAUUUCCACUGCAUUCAAUAUUUCAACUAAAUGAUUCCUGCUUGUGUAUUAGUAAAUCUGUUGAAUGGAGACCAUCUGAAGUCAUUUUACAAGUUGAGCAUAGUUAGGGUACUGAAGUAAUCAUUUACAGUCCCUUAGAUUACAGCAAUUUGUUAUAAUCACUGUACAUUUAUAAGACAUUGUUAAAUAAUGUAUGUAAAGUUCCUUUGAAUACUCAUAGCAAUAUAUGUGCAGUAAAUGUGAGAAGCCGGCAUUUGCAACCGUGCACAUCUGGGUGUAGUUUAAGGACAUUUAAAUCCUCUUUGUAAUGGUCUGUCUGAUUGGCUGACGCACACGGAGGUGGAACCUUCUCUGUCUCUCUCUCUUUUCCCCCCCCCUCUUGUCUACAACACAGACAAGGAGGUUGUGCAUGUCCAGCUUCCUAGUGGUGAGGGCUGGAAUGGCUUUAAAGAUGCUGUUUGUAUAUAUUUUAUGAAAGCAAACUGCUAUAAUAUACUAUUACUCUUGAAUGUGACUAGAACAAUAAAUUAACAUACAUUUGAAACAUGAUUCUUAUGUCAAAACCUUGUCUUCAACAGACAAAUUAUAUCCUCAGUUUGAGUUUUUACUUGACCUAGAAAAUGUAUACCAAACUAACAGUGGUUUGAAAAAAAAACUGUGUGUGUGUGUGUUUUUUUCUUUUCUUUAUAUAUAAAAUACUUUUUUUUAUUUCCCCCACCCCGUCUAAAUUGUCUCUUUUGACCUAAAGUUUGUUUGCCGGUUGCCAUUAGAUUGCCAUUUGUGCAAUAUUUAAAAAAAAGAUACAUGAUUUACAUUGCAAUUACGAAGAGGCCACUAGGUGGCAGAGAACAUAUAUGGUUUUUGAGACUUGAAGUGUUUUGUGGCACAAACUCAAUCAGCCUUCACAUUAUAAAUAAUGGAAAAGAAAGAGGAGCAACCAUUGAUUAGAGUGUGUUUGAAGUACAAACCUUUAAAAAUCUAAGAUUUUAUUUCGGUGUUCCAUGUUUCCUGGAAAAACUAGUAUAAUCCACUAUGUUGCUAAUAAGUUUCGUAAGCAUGAUUACCCUUACUGUUUCAAUGUGAUUUCACGCAUUUAUUAAAUCUUAUUCUUGACAUUUUAGAGUCACUUUUUAUGCUAUAUGAAACAAACUCUCUUUAUAAAUUGAUAAUGACGUACUUUAGAACCCUGUUCAAACACGCUUACUAUCUAAUCAACCUAUUGUUCUUGUAACAUUUUGUAAUUGUCUAAUUUAUUGGUAAAUUUCUCAACAAUUUCCUUAUAUUCAAUGCAGGUACAUCCAUACUUCUUGACCUGUUUCUCAGGAUCUAUUUAGAGGGCGACUAAAUGCAACUGGGUCAGUUUGUAUGUUGGCAUGAAGUGGUUGGGCGAAUCCAAGAACAUGGUAGUGAAUGGAAGACGACACGGAAGCAGGCAUUCUUCUGAGCACCAGCAGAGUCAUUCAAAACAUCACAAUUCAGGAAGAGAAAAUUUAAGAAGCAGCAAACAUGUUCCAGACCGAAGAUCAAGUAGGUGUAAGUAUGUGUUGUGUACUCCUAGAGAGAUUCUAUAGGUUUUACAAAGCUAGAGCCAGGAAAGCUGCUUUAUUACUUCAUUGUCUCAAUGAAUUGGUUUUCAAGAGAAAAAUGGAUAGUUGCACUGUAUGGUGUUAAUAUUAAUGUUUCCCUAACAUUUUAAUUUGUGUUUUUUUUGUUUUAAAUUUUUUUUGUCUAUUUACUUGUGUUUUUAUCAUUUAAUCUCCAAUUAUUAUAGGUAGCGGAAGUACUGCUGUGUUUGAGAGUCAGAGUCGCUAUGUACCUUCUUCAGGAAUGUCUGCCAAGGAACUGUGUGAAAACGAUGACCUUGCAACCAGCUUGGUGUUGGAUCCAUACUUAGGGUUUCAGACACACAAGAUGAAUACCAGGUAAUUCUUGUAGGAUUCAAAAGAUUUGUGCUAAACGUCCGUAGUAUUUUAAUUAUGUUCCAAUUCAGUGCCAGAGGAGCAUUGGGGACUUGAUGCGAAUGAGCGUUGUUUGGACAUCCAAGCUUCCCUAUAAGAAAGCAUUGAAUCAGUGCUUUUCUAUGGGGAAGGCCACAUCAUGUGACAGUUUUACUUGGUCAGUGCUGCGGAAGCACUUCUAGUGGCUGUCAGUAUUAACCCUUUAAUGUGAACAUUGCAGUUUCUUACAAAACAAACACACAAGAAAAAACUAACGUACCUUUGCACCUAAGCCACUUGAUGGAGAUUAAGUGGCCUGGGUGACUUUAGUGGUCCUUUAAUAAUCAGUUUUGUUUUAUAGAUCAUUCCCCUGCAGCUCCACUGCUCAAUUGUCUGCCGUGUAGGGGUUAAAUCACUUUGUUUAUGCAGCCCAUGCACCGCUUUUUCCCUGGCUGCAUCUUGUACAGUCUCCAUAUGAAAAAUAAUUCAUUUUGAAAUAGCUAUUAUUGUACAAUGUGUUUAGUUUAGAAAUGAUCUCAUGCUCUUUAAUGUAACUUUAAAGGGAUAGUUUAGGCACCAUAAAAGCUUCAUCUAAAUGAAGUUGUUGUGGUGUCAGGAGGCCCAAGAAUCACUCUUACCCCAAGGGAUUAAAUAUGCUGGCGUUGACACCGCCCCAGAUGCCCCUCCUUGGCUGAGAUCAUCAGAAUGGAUGAUCUCAGCCAAUUCAAUGCUUUCCCACAGGAAAGCAUUGGGAGGCUAAUGCGCUCUCGCAGUAAUACGACGCGCUGGUCAGUUAGCAUCUCCUCAUAGAGAUGCAUUGAUGAAGAAUGUUCAGCUUUUUCAUGCAGGGUGUGGAGACGCUGAAUGCGUGCAGCACUGACCCAGAAAGCACCUUUAGUGGCCGUCUAAGUGCCACUGGAGGUAUUCCUAGGCAAUAAUGUAAACGGCAAUGUUUACAUGAAAAUGCCUGCAGGGACAUACCAUACCAAUUGCAUUAAGCUAUAGUUGUUCUGGUGACUAUAUAGUGUCCCUUUAAAUGUUGAGCCCAGCGAGUGCCUGAAGUCUUUAUUAGGAUAUACUAUAUGUAAGGGUGGCCCUACAUAAGUAAAGCACCCUUUGGCAAAAAUAUAAAGAUUUGAGCAUGUGAAAAUGCAGCAUAUUAAUGAGGUCAAAACCUACCAAUUGCAUUAAAUUUGCACUGAUUUGUUCUGAAUUCUGACUAAAUUGUUCCAUUUAACUACUAAAUGGCAGAGAAUUGAGUAUUGAGUUUGCCGGGGCAUUAUCUGUACACCAAAACCACUCAAUUAGGCUAAAGUUGUUUUGGUGCUUAGUGCCCCUUUUAAACAUUUGUUUUGGUGGAUCAGCUUUUCUGAUGACUAUUUGAUUGAAAAACUGGUAAGAGUCAAUCUUACACUGCUUUGAGAUAGUACAUCUUGGUAAGAAAAAUCCAGAUCUAUUUGCAACAUGUAGUUUAAGAGGAAUGUUCUUGAAAUUAACCCAUGUCAUUUGAUUCUUCAGGUUUCGUCCAAUAAAAGGCAGGCAGGAGGAGCUGAAAGAAGUGAUCGAAAAUUUCAAGAAAAAUGAACACUUAGAGAAAACCUUUAGAAAUCUGACAUCAGGCGACUGGGCACGACACUAUUUUCUUAACAAGAACAAAAUGCAGGAAACUCUUUUCAAGGAGCAUGUAGGUUUAUUUAGAAUGCACGUUCACUUUCAGUAAUAGAACAAAUUUGUGGUUUUAAUCUUUUGGAGUGCAGAACGGUCGGCAAAGUAUAGUAACGCUUUCUGACUACAACUUGGUUAAUAAUUUAGAAAUGUUUUCCUAUUUUAAUGUUUAUUCUCCAAAGUUAAGGUACUUGUUACAAUGAAUAUGAUUGUCAGAUAAGAGAGCUCUGUUAUACACACAACACAUUAUACCUGUCAUCUAACACACAAAUAGAAGAAUAGAAGGGCCCUUGUUUUAAUAAGUGAAUAAACUGCAAUUUGUGUUAAAUCAUAUGGUAGCUUAAAUAUAUUAAGCUCCAUUUCAAAAGAGAAUUUCACAAACCGUUAAUGAAAAUGUUGGUCGUAAUCGGUUUCUUUCCUUUAGCUUCGUGUAAUUCUACACCAGUUCUUCCUCCUGUGUUGACUUCUAACAUGACAUUUCUUCACCCUUGCAUCAUUACUUAUUUUGCUUUUCUUUCUUUUUCAUCUUCUUCUUUUUAUUUAUUUUCUUCUUUUUAGUUUGUAACUAAGUUUUUCCACUUUUGUAGUUGUCCCGUCGCCUUUCCUGUCAUCCAUCAGUGCUAUAUAUUAACUAACGUUUUCUUUCCUUUCACUUUUCUGGAUUUCUGGUGGUUACGACUGGAAUUUUAACGGAAUCCUAGUUUGCAGUAACAGAAUUCUCUUCCAUGCACUGAGCAGGUCUAAUACAGUCUAAUCAGCUGCUCUAAACAAGGAAGUGAGUCAUGAUACUGUGACAAUGCAGUGAUAGGAUUGUAUAUGCAUGUAACAGCUGACCGUGCUCCAGAGAUCUCCACAUAUAUGAAUGCAUUGCAAACAUGCUUGCUUUACUCACAAAAGUGCACUAUGUGACAUUUAGAGUGUGUGUGUAAAUAUCUGUUUACAUUUUUAUUUAUUUAGCAAAAAGUGGAUUUUAAUUGCGUUUUGCAUUCAGUUGGAUGUUUUAUUGUGUGCCUGCGAGAGAAAAUGUGCACACUUUACUUAAUGUGUAAACCCCAAAGUGAAUUUGCCAUUAAUAUAUUUAUUUGUAUUUUAUUUUGUAGAUUUAAAAUCUCUCCAUGGUAUUAUAACUUGGUAUGUGUGCUAUGAUGCAUUUUUCUUUUUAACAAAAAAAAAUGAUUUCCUGUUCUUUAUGAUGCUACUUUAUGCAGUAUCAGAUUACUAAUUUUAAGUAAAAAGGCUCUUCUCAAAAAUAAAAUCUGCAUCAAUGCUUAAUAACUUAAUUUAACCAUUUUGUUACACAUUAAAGUCUUUAAAUUGUCUUAAAGAGCAGUCUAAGCACUAUAACCAAUACAGACAGCUGUAGUAGUUAUGGUGCCAAGAGUUCACUGGAGCUGGCCCACCAUAAAUAAACAGUCUUCGCAACAAUUUGAAACUUACAAAGAUCUCCUUAGACACUUGCAGGGCUUCCUCUCUUCUGGAUACCAGCUAACGCGUCGUUAUUGAAUAAUGUCCAAAUAUAGACAAAAUGUAUAGAUUUUAGUGAAGACUUAAAGAACGUGUACACAUGGGACCAACAUAAAUGUCAAAUGGUUAUUAUGGGAUGGUGGGCUGUAGUUUUUCUGGUGCUUAGAUCGCUUAUUUAAUAAUGGAAAUCAAGGAUCAAAGUGCAGUGAUUUUAUCGGUUUUAUGCUGGUGUCAUUUCAACAUAGGGAUCUAGGUUUUAAAAAAAUGUUUUUCUAGGUUGUGGAUGUGGAUACAAAGUUUUUCUGUCUUAGGACGCAGGGAGUGUAACUCUUCCGCCCUCUCCCAAUAAAUGUUUCUUGCACUCAAGAUUUCAAGUGAAUAACUUUGUUGUUAUUAUUCCUAAAUAUUAUUUCUUCUUAAACCAACACAUGGGUUGUGAUUUGUCUUUACACAGGUUUUUAUCUACUUGCGAAUGUUUGCAACGAGCAGUGGCUUUGAAAUCUUGCCUUGUAAUAGAUAUUCCUCAGAGCAAAAUGGAGCCAAAAUAGUUGCAACUAAAGAGUGGUAUGUAUAUUUUGUAAUUAUUUGACUUUGUUCUUAAAAUAUUUUUUUCCAGGAAAUGAUACAUUAUUACUUUUGCAAUAGGAAACGAAAUGACAAGAUUGAACUUCUUGUGGGAUGCAUCGCAGAGCUUUCUGAGGUGGAAGAAAACAUGCUCCUUCGUCAUGGGGAAAAUGACUUUAGCGUCAUGUAUUCUACAAGGAAAAACUGUGCCCAACUUUGGCUUGGACCUGCUGCUUUUAUCAACCAUGGUAAGUUAAGUGUUUUUAGAUUUACUUGUACAUAUGUAAAUUGAAUGAAUUUCACUUUAUGCAACAGUUGGACACCUGUCCUACAUCUGUUGUAAGAUUUCUCUUGUCUGUUUGGACACAAAAAUAGAUUGACAGUGGACUAAACCUAAUUAAACCUUAUAAUCUACUCUCUUCUCUGUCUAUUCAGUAGCUUUACUUGCUUUUUUAGCAAGAUAGCUUUAUGCAUAUCUAAGCCAUUUCUGGCAACAAUUAAUUGUCAAUGAAAAAAAUAUUUAAAAACUGAUUUUACAGCUAGUAGAAAACUACAGCAUUGAAUAAAUAAACAAUAAUGCAGCUUGUAUAUAGAAUUCAGUAAGGGUUUGAAAGGACAAAUGUAAUUUUCCAGAAAUAACCUAUUAAUAUGCAAAAAUUUGAAUGUAAACGUGAAAAUGUAAUCUUAACAGAGUUGUCAUAAAUAUAAUUAAAGGGUUCAUGUGACCAUCCUGCUUUAUUACAUUACACACAUAGAACCAAUGAUUUAUUUAUUUUUUUGUAAUGCUGCUCCCACUUACUCCAAAAGUGUUAGUAGCAUUCAUACCCCUCUAGUACCAGGUUGGGGCGCUCUUAUUGUGGCCAAUGUAGUUCAUUCUUAUCCUACAAAUAUCUGUCCAGCAGGAGUUUAUAGGAAAAAAAGUUUUUUUCACUCAUCAUAUGUAAUGUUUAUAACUGCUGCGUGAUAUGGGAACAGAACAUAGUGAAGUGUGCUAUGUGCAUUCUCUGGAGUUCUGUCCAACUGGUAUGUGUUUGUGUGUGCACGCUCCACACAUAAAAUUUAUAUCAGGAAAAUGCAGAACACAAGAAUUUGUGUGUAUUGUAAUUAAACCUAUUGCUCCCCCCGCUGUAGGCCUUUCAACUAAGUGCGGGGUAUGUAGGGCCAUUUACCUACAAUAGACAGCAAGAGAUAACACUUUGUGUUCACAUGUGAACUCUUAACAUUGAUUACUGUCAUAGUGUUGAUCUUGUCUCUGUAUGCAGCAUUCUUGAGGCUGCUCCUGAGAGAAGUGAUUUCUAUGAGUGGUCCUGGACUUGAACUGUAAUUUAAAAUAUACAUAUAGACAUUAAUUACUGUUUUAUAUACUUUACCUUUUUCUUUUCUUGAAUUUUAAAAAUAUAUAUUUUUUUUUUAUCCCUUUCCUAGAUUGCAGACCUAAUUGUAAGGUAAGAACUUUAUGAAUCAUCUUAGUUAAAGAGUGUUUUUUUUUUUUUGUUUUUUUUUUAAUAUUGUUUAAGAGGGUACACCCUUGGUCCUCCAGGCAGUGAUGUUUUUAAAUAUUCAGCUUAACCUAGUCCAAACCAUAUUGGCACUGCUUUUUACUACACUUGCACGUACAAGAUCAUGCACUCUCAUACACAACGGUGCUAUCUCUGCAGUCUACCAGGCAAGCCAGGAUGAGGGGACUGCCCUGUUCUGCAGUAGGCAGGUGUUGUUGAAAUAUUGCCCUGUAUGCCACAAUCCACAGCCAGUUGUGGUUACUGGACCACACUGCUUUGCUUGUGUCUCAGUGCCAGUGCAGCAUUAAACUCUCACUGCCCAGUAUCCUUUUCCCUUGCUCUGCUAGAUAGCAGUAGAGGUGCUGUUCAUCUAACAUUUGUAUAGGAUAAGAAUGUGGAGCAGUCAUCAGGGUUAUACUUGUGGUUUCCUGAGUAAUUACUCACUUUAUGACACUCUAGGAUUUAUUUCCUCCUUUCUAAUAAUAAUAAUAAUAAUAAUAAUAAUAAAAAAACACAACACCUAUCCCCCUUUUGAAUUGUGUAUUUGCUUCAGAUCUUUUGCUUGCUUCUUCUGCAGUGAUCUCUUAACAGUCUUUGAAGUAGCUAAGGCAAUUUUUUGCCCCUCAACAUGAUGUAUGUAUCUCAGCACUUGGGAGCAGUUCCAUUAACUAUGUAAUGUGAUUCCUGAAGGCUCAAUUUAUUUUUAUGUAGAAGGAGCUAGCAGAUGCGAUUGUGCCACUGCUCUGGCUCUUUAUGGUAUGUAUGAGAAGUUGAGAAAUUUAUAAUACAUGCCACAAUGUACAAAUAAUUGGUCAGAGGAGAAAGUGUGUAUAUAGCUUCUACCUGUGACAUGUCACUAAGGGGUGUGUUUUUUUUUUUUUUUCCAAACCUGUUCAAUUUGUAUUGCAAGGGGUGGUGGGGCUCCUUGCAUCAUAGCCUAAUCGAAGAGCACAUGCUGCUUGGAGUGACUCCUAGCUUGCAGUAACAGAAUUCUCUUCCAUGCACUGAGCAGGUCUAAUACAGUCUAAUCUAAGCCCCACUUUGCUAUUUAUAUUGCAUCUAAUGAAGUAGAGUAAUAUGAAAAACAGUGACACUCUGUUAAAUGUUACUUGUAAAAAAAAAAUGAGACUAGAGCUUUAUAUUUGUUAAUUCCAAUUGCAGUUUGUAUCGACUGGCCGUGACACUGCAUGUGUGAAAGCUCUACGAGAUAUUGAACCUGGAGAAGAGAUUUCCUGUUAUUACGGGGACGGCUUUUUUGGAGAGAACAAUGAGUUUUGUGAAUGUUAUACAUGUGAAAGGUAUAUUUGUGGCUUUUUUUUUUUUUAAAUCUGCUUUUUUAAAUUGAAAUCCUGGCAAUCACUUUAUAUUGAUUUUUAUAAACUUUUAAUGAAUUAAGUAAGCACUUGUAUAUUGCAAGAGUCGGUACUCUACAAAAGAAAAGUGAUGUACUGAGAAAGGAUUAGUUUAAAAUGUAUUUUGAUAAUGGUAUUCUGCAAAAUUGACUAGUUGCCUUUAAAAUAUAACUUUGAAUAUGUCAAGUAACAGUAUUCUGAAUCCAGCACAUACAAGAAGCUAUUGCCAUUGUGUUGGUAGGAAGGAGUUGGGAGUAGUGCCUUGAUGUGACCUCAAGUGAUAUAUGCAAUGAAAAAGAGGACAGUGGGGAAUAAUAUAGUGUAAUACUUGAUACAACUGUUGUAUGGAGAAAAAAAAAGAGAUGAUAUUGUGCUACAUGGCUCCUAUAGGAUGUACUUGGACAGUACAAUCUCCACUUAAAGGGAUACUCCAGGCACCCAGAACACUUCUGCCCAUUGGAGUGGUCUGGGUGCCAACUCCCACUACCCUGAACCCUGCAAGUGUAAUUAUUGCAGUUUUCAUAAACUGCAAUAUUUACCUUGCAGGGUUAAGUCCUCCUCUAGUGGCACAUGCGCAUUAGGUCUCCCCCGCUGGCUGAUGUUUUAACCACUUUAGCAACUUGGAAUGGGAGGGGGAGGGGCACUACAGGGUCCUGCAGUGACAGGAAAACUAUUAUUUUCCUGGCACUGGAGAAUCACUUUAAGAAUAUGUGGUGUGUCUCUUGGUCUCCGUGGAUGGUCUAGAACAAGGCUUUGGCAGAAGUUGCCAAAAUAGUAAACGAAAAGUUAGCAUUUAGUAAUUGUAAAAGAAAAAACUAAAAUGAGGAAGAUAGACAGAUCUAUAAGAUUAGGCAGAAAGAGCUUCCACAUCACACACAGAAGAGAAAAUUGCACAGUCAGUUGUUAAAAAAACAAAACAAAAAAAAAACAUUUUUUAGAUAAAUGUUUAAAAAAUAAAUAACAAAAGAAGGAAGGUAUGUAGAAGGGGAUAAAAGUCUAGCUGACUGAUAUUUUUGUUCAGUAUUUCCAGAUGAAAAUAAAGGCAAAGGGACCUCACUUCGGAUAAAGGACCAAUGAGUCAUUUGUUACAUUUGAGUUUACAGAGGAAGAGGUUCUAUUUCAGCUGUCAAAAGUAAAGACAAAUAAGUUGAUGGGGCCUGAUGGAAUACACCCAAAGUUAUUAAAAGAGCUUAGUGGUGUACUAGCAAAACCAUUUACGGAUUUAAUCCAUUUUUAACAGGAGUAGUCCCAGAAGAUUGGAAGUUAGCGAAUGUUUUACCCAUUCACAAGAAUGAUAGUAGUGAGGGGUCGGGCAACUAUAGGCCAGUACUUCAGUAGUGGGGAAAGUAAUGGAAACCAUGUUAAAUGAUAGGAAUGUUGAACAUCUAAAAUCACAUGGAUUUCAAGAUCAGAGACAACAUGGGUUUUCUUCAGGGAGUUCAUGCCAAACUAACCUUAUUGAUUUUUCUGAUUGGGUAACUAAAAUAAUCGAUCAAGGUGGUGCAGAUUUCAGUAAGGCUUUUGACACUGUUGCACAUAGAAGGCUUAUCAAUAAACUGCAAGCUUUGUUUGGAUCCCAAUAUUAUUAAAUGGGUAAGGCAGUGGCUAAGUGACUGGCAACAGAGGGCUGUAGUCAAUGGAGGUUAUUCAAACCAUGGUCUUGUUACCAAUGGGGUACCUCAGGGAUUUGUACUUGGACCCAUUCUCUUUAAUAUUUUUAUUAGUGAUAUUGCAGAAGGUCUUGAUGGUAAGGUAUGUCUUUUUGCUGAUGAUACUAAGAUAUAUAACAGGAUUGAUGUUCCAGGAGGGAAAAGCCAAAUGGCAAAUGAUUUAGGUAAACCUGAAAAAUGGUCAGAGUUGUGGGAACUGACAUUUAAUAUGGAUAAGUGUAAGAUUAUGCAUCUUGAAUGUAAAAAUCCAAGGGCAGAGUACAGAAUAUUUGAUAGUCCUAACCUCAACAUCUGAGGAAAGGGAUGUAAGGGUGAUUAUUUCUCAUGCCUUAAAGGUAGGCAGACAAUGUAAUAGAGCAGCAGGAAAUGCUAGCAGAAUGCUUGGUUGUAUAGGGAGAGGUAUUAGCAGUAGAAAGAGGGAAGUGCUCAUGCCAUUUUACAAAGCACUGAUGAGACCUCACUUGGAAUAUUGUAUGCAGUACUGGAGACCAUAUCUCCAGAAGGAUAUUGAUACCUUAGAGAGAGUUCAGAGAAGGGCUACUAAGCUGGUUCAUGGAUUGCAGGAUACAACUUACCCUGAAAGGUUAAAGGAUCUUAACAUGUAUAGCUUGGAGGAAAGACGAGACAGGGGGGAUAUGAUAGAAACAUUUAAAUACAUAAAGGAAUCAACACAGUAAAGGAGGAGACUAUGUUUAAAAGAACUACUACCACAACAAAAGGACAUUUUUAAACCUUUGCCCAUCUAAAUUUAAGACUAUCAGGAAGUAUUACUUUACUGAGCGGGUAGUGGAUGCAUGGAAUAGCAUUCCAGCUGAAGCAAUAAAGGUUAACACAGUAAAGGAGUUUAAGCACGCGUGGGAUAGGCAUAAGGCUAUCCUAGCUAUAAGACAAGGCCAGGGACUAAUGAAAGUAUUUAAAAAAUUGGGCAGGCUAGAUGGGCCGAAUGGUUCUUAUCAACCAUCUCAUUCUAUGUUUUUCUAGGGUGCCCAAAAGGUAGGUCCCCAGAUGUUGUAGAACUACAACUCCAUGGUGCUUGCAUGCUUUUAGAAUGCUUUGAAAUGACAAAGCAUCAUGAAAAGAUGUAGUUUAUAAACAUCUGGUGAUCUACCUUUUAGGCACCCCUGGUCUAGAAGUAUGAAACAGAAAUGGACACUAUAGUGUAGUAGUUUGGGAUAUUUUAGUCUAUAAAAUAGGUGGAUAAAAAUUGCUCUUACACUAAUUGGAGCCUUGUGCAUGGCUCCUUGAAACAGCGUGGAAUGGUAUAAUUCCCACUCUAAGCAUGUGUUAAUGGUGCAUUACCUUCUCUGGGGUAUUUAUAUGUAAAAGGCAAAAAACGAUUGUAUAGUGCACAAUGUAUGUAAGGUAGGUAAUGUAAAUGAUAAAUUAAUGUGUUUCACCAGAGGGCGUAAUUUUUUUUUUUUUUAAGCUCUAUACUGUGGUGUAACGCAUUAGUGUUAUUUUUAAUACUUUUUGUUUAGAGAUGCACCGAAAUUUCGGUCAAAAUGGGCCUAUUCCGUUUCGGCCGAAAACUGGUUAAAUUUGCCGAAGGUUGUGUGUUUUUUUUUUUUUAAAUAAAAUAAUUUUUUUGGGGGGGACGACAGAACACUAUGGGACAGGAGGGGGUAGAAAAGAACACCAUGGGACAAGGAGGAGAUGGACAAGGAGGGGAGAACACUAUGGGACAAGGGAGGGGGGGAGAACACCAUGGGACAAGGGAGGGGGGAGAACACCACUAUGGGACAAGGGGAGGGGGAGAACACCACCAUGGGACAAGGGGGGGGAGAAGAACACCAUGGGACAAGGAGGGAGGGGAGAAGAACACUAUGGGACGAGGGAGGGGAGAAGAACACUAUGGGACAAGGGAGGGAGGGGAGAAGAACACUAUGGGACAAGGGAGGGAGGGGAGAAGAACACUAUGGGACAAGGGAGGGAGGGGAGAAGAACACUAUGGGACAAGGGAGGGAGGGGAGAAGAACAUUUAGCAGGGGGACCACUAAAAGAGAAGGGAUAAGGGUAGCCUUUUCAGAUUAGAUUAAUUUAAUUAAUUAAAAUGUCUAAUAUUAAUAAAAAUUAUUGGGAAAAAACUUUUUAAAAAUCAUUUGGGGGGAAAAAAGUCCUUUUCGGUUUCCGGUCAAGGGCAUCCAGAAUUUUCGGUUUCAGCCCAGAAUGUAUUUCGGUGCAUCCCUACUUUUGUUUUAUCACUUUUUCAUCCUAUCUGAAUCUGGAACUCCACAAAUGUUCUGGACCUCAUCCUCCAUGGUGGGGAGUGUAACACCAGAACCUUAUGGAGUGAGCAGAAUCUUACUUUGCUCCAAAGCUAGUAAAUUGAUUUUCAUUCAUUUACCUUAUUAGCUCACAUAUAGUGUGCACUAUAUAAUUGUAUUUUGUCUUUUACAUAAAUCACGGAAGUGCAUCUCUUGUCUGUCGGUUGUCUGAGCUACCUUCUUGCAUUUACCAAUACCCUUCCAGCGGUGAACCUUUUUUAAAAUUAUAACAUUGCCUCAUGCAGUGGUGGUGUAUCCUGGUUUUGUGCUGCCCUAGGCAUGAUAAAACUAUCUUUAGGAGUGCUGGGAUGGACUCACGCUUUCCCUGGGGUCCAGUGGGGCAGUUGGGUGGCCGGCCACUGCUGUCGGCGAGGGAGCACUGAUCCUCCUGUUCAGCUCCCUCGCGCACUGUAUAAUGGUGCCGGGGCCAGAGUGAAAUGAUAAUGCACGCCAGUGAGCUGAACAGGAGGAUCAGUGCCCCCUCGCCGCCUGCCCGGAAAGUGCUGCUGCUGUCAGCCUCGGGGGGAUCCUGAGGGGGCCAGCUGGCCAGCUCCUGGGCCCCCCAGAACAAGAGGCUGGCAAGGCAUUUGCCAGGGUGAUUGGGGUGCGGCUUAUUUUGCCGCCCCCCAGAAAGUGCCGCCCAAGGCAAAUGCCUUGCCAGCCUCGCGGUAAGUACAACUGUAGGAAGGCGCACUAAUGGCCAGAAAUCAAGGGUGCUAUCUUAUAGAGUACUCCCUAACGUGUUCUAUAUUACACACAUGUAAAUAUACUAAGGAUGCUUCCUUCCUUCCAAAAAGUACAUGUUUGUGUGUGUAAGUAUGUUCAUCCAAGAAUCUAAUCAGCCCAUAUAAUUUAAACCGUAAUAUUGACCUUUUUAUUAUCAGGCGGGGAACGGGUGCUUUUAAAUCUCGAGUUGGACUUCACGAACCAGGCCUUGUGAUCAACAGCAAGUACGGGCUAAGGGAAACAGACAAGCGUUUAAACAGGCUAAAGAAACUUGGGGACAGCAGCAAAAAUUCUGACAGCCAGUCAGUCAGCUCCAAUACAGACGCAGACACAUCUCAGGAAAAAUCCAACAUAUGUAAGACAUAAAGAGGAAAUGUUGUAAUUGUAUUUAUCAUUGUGUUUGUUUUUUUGCAUUUCUAUGUAAUUAUUUCUGUACAUCAAGUUUGUGUGUGUGUAUAUAAAUAGUUCUGGAUAUUAUAUACUCUGUGCCAUUCGCAUAAAUCUAGAUGUUGUAAAGAAAAGGUCUGUAGUGUUGUUGUGUUUGUGCACAUGUUUAGUUUUCCUUGAUUUAAUAAAGCGCUUAUGCACAAAUUAAAGGACCACUCUAGGCACCCAGACCACUUCAGCUUAAUGAAGUGGUCUGGGUGCCAGGUCCUUCUAGGGUUAACCCAUUUUUUUUUUAUAAACAUAGCAGUUUCAGAAAAACUGCUAUGUUUAUGAAUGGGUUAAGCCUUCCCCCUAAUCCUCUAGUGGCUGUCUCAUUGACAGCCACUAGAGGCGCUUGCGUGCUUCUCACUGUGAUUUUCACAGUGAGAGCACGCAAGCGUCCAUAGGAAAGCAUUGUAUAUGCUUUCCUAUGUGACCGGCUGAAUGCGCGCGCAGCUCUUGCCGCGCGUGCGCAUUCAGCCGACGAGGAGGAGGGCUCCCCGCCCAGCGCUGGAAAAAGGUACAUUUUUACCCCUUUCCCCUUUCCAGAGCCGGGCGGGAGGGGGACCCGGAGGGUGGGGGCACCCUCAGGGCACUAUAGUGCCAGGAAAACGAGUAUGUUUUCCUGGCACUAUAGUGGUCCUUUAAGUGUUAGAGCACAACCAAAUAUUUAUACUUAUUUACGUGAUAAUUGCUGCAAAUAUCGACCGCUUGCUUUACACUAAACAACUUAAUGUCUAGAAGUAACUUUGGAAGUGCUUCAAACUGGGUUUAUUGCCUUCUUCUGGAUCAACAGCAAAAACAAAUGUGAGAAAGAUGGAACUUGAUGGACACAUGUCUCUUUUCAGCCCAUGUAACCUUAACAAAGGAAGAGAAAAUGCAGACUUGCUCAAUUCGUAUUUUACAGAAUUCUAACAAAAAAUUCUUGGAUAUCCGAUUUGAUUAAAAAAAUAGUGAAAAAUACCAUACUAUGGCACAAGCUUGUACCUGAUCUUGUUGCAAAUUUAAAUAUCUCUUCAGGUUAAUGAUUCCAUUAGUAGCAAUGAUUGGUCCCAAGUAGUUGUAUUCACAACAUAAAAUGGGUUAACAUUAAAACAUUCCACUACUUGCUCCUUUAAAUACUCCAAUCUCCCCUUUUUAUAAUGGGGACAAUCUUCCUGUUUUUUAUGCAUUGGAAAAACCUUCCACUCCCUGCAUUGUUUACAAAGGUCCAGAAUAGCUUAUGAAUGCAAAGUGUGACAAAAUACCCUAAAUCCUAGCUGACAAGAGGUUAAAAAUCAUUUUGAUGAAAACACUGCUUUGAGCUUUAACCCCUUAAGGACACAUGACAUGUGUGACAUGUCAUGAUUCCCUUUUAUUCAAGAAGUUUGGUCCUUAAGGGGUUAAACAAAGGCAUAAUGAUUUGCUGUACGCCAAAAAAUAAAAAACACCUUUCACUGUUUCUUGAAUAAUCUCUGGUGCAAUCCCCCUUGUGUAAAGCAUGCUAUUCCUGAUAUCUCCUUCACAUAGGAGUCUAGAUUAUACCACUUUGUAGUGUUUCCAAAAUACAGAAUAUUUAUUAAAGGUUAGACAAGAUACUAGUUGCUAAGCACACUUUUUUUUAAGAUGUUUUUAAUCCAAAUCCUUGUUCAUCCAUUUACCAGUGUUUCUGAUGCACAUUGUGUCACUUCAUAGUUAUUACAAUUGGCCAUUAAUAUUUUAUUUUAGUAAAAACGUAAUAAGUGGUUUUAUUAUUUAUUUAUUUAUUUUUUGUGUUGUGAACUUUUAAGAUCUCAUCUGUGGAUUUUCCAGAGCGGACAUAAUCCAGUCUGCUGGGUUCAUAAAAUCUUCUGUGAUGUUUUAAAAUGUAUGUAUAUCAUUGUUUGAGAUUACAGCAGAGAUUACCUACGACAGUCUCCAAGAUGGUUUUUGUUCAAUUUUCCUCUAUAUUUCUGUCUUUCAGCAACAAACAGAAAAUCUGCUGCUGUUAAAAAGAAUGGCAAAACUAGAGCCUUGAGAAGACAGUCAAUGUCAAGAAUUACUGUUUCAUCCACUUCUACCUCAUCCAAGCUUACUCAUGUAAAUAAUUCCAGGGUACCAAAGAGACUGAGAAAGCCCGUUAAGCCUUUACAUUCAAAAAGUAAAAUGAGACAUCCAUUCAGAAGAUCAGAACAGAAAAACACAUCUAAAAAGCUUGAAGUAAGCAGCCUGGUUCUUAAAGAACCUAAAGUAGUCCUUUACAAAAACUUGUCCAUUAAGAGGGAUGGAGAAAGUGAGGAACCAGUUAAAAUAACAGAAUCUACUGGUUGUUUAACAAGACAUGCAGCAAGAGAAUAUAAAAUGAAUUCCUUCAAAGGUGCUCAUGACCAUGAUGAUUCUUCACCAUGUACAUAUAUCACUCGAAGUUCUGUGAAAACAAGGAACUCUACAUCUGAGAUAUCUGAUGCCAAGCUUCAACCAAAUACAAUGGAUGGUUACAGAAGCAGUCGUGGGUUAAAUUCACAUUUGGACAGAACUGAAUCUCAUGGACAGUCAUUGCAUAAGGAUGAAGUACACCAAGAAACCCAGAAAAGAAGGGAACGCAGACACACGAAAAACGGUUUAUGUAGAUCUAGAAGGAAGUUUAGGCAGACUAAGACCAUAAAAGAGACAUCUAAAGCAGAAGUAUCAACGUCCGUCUUUGAAUCCUCUGACAAAAAUGAGGCCAUGCCUGGUUUGGUAAGUUCUGAUUGUGACUCUUUUGUGGGAAAUGCCAUAAUGGGUAGCCCUGUUGAUUUUAAAGACCACCGGUCCUCAUCAGAUGAGUGCCCAGUGGUCAGUUCAGAAUCCAUGAGGCCAAAAGAAAAUGUUCGAACUGUCAAAAAUAAAAAAAGCAGACGAAUCACAAGAUAUGAUGCACAAUUAAUUCUUGAAAAUAGCACUGGAAUUCCAAAGCUUACUCUUCGUAGACGUCAUGACAGUAACAGCAGUAAAACCAACGAGAAGGAAAAUGAUGGCAUGAGCUCAUCAAAAAUUAGCAUUAAAUUAAGCAAAGAUCAUGAAAAAGACAAGAACAGCUUAUACGUAGCAAAACUUAACAAUGGUUUUAACUCAGGAUCAGGCAGCAGUUCCACAAAACUAAAAAUACAGUUAAAGAGAGAAGAAGAAAACCGGUCCUUUCCUGAGGAGCUGCAUGAAAAUGGAGUAUAUUGUAGCGACACUUUGUCUCUGUUGGGAACAAGGAUGGAAGUGGAUAAAUAUGAUCAUUAUGAGGAAGAAAGCAUUGAAGAGUCAUCUAGUGAAGAGGAAGGAGAAGAUGACGACUAUGAUGAUGACUUUGAAGAUGAUUUUAUCCCUCUUCCACCAGCAAAACGUUUGAGACUUAUUGUUGGGAAGGACUCAAUAGACAUAGAUAUUUCUUCCAGGCGGAGAGAAGAUCAGUCUUUAAGGCUUAAUGCGUGAAGCAGACAUUUUUAGACUGACCAGAACACUCAUUUCUAUUCAACACUUAUGUAAAAAAUAUCUUAUUCCAUUGAAAUAUUCCUAAAGUGAACUUUCUGUAAAUUUUAGACACAGCACUUCAGUACCGUUAGUCCACUCUGAAUUAAAAUUGUAGAAAAUGUACAGCUUGACAACUUAAUUUUUUGAUUUUUAUUGUACUUUUUAAGUCUUCUUACGUGCAAUUUUAAGUUAGAGAAAAAAGAAAAAAAAAAAGUGGAUUCUGUUGUAUAUCACAGAAGGCAUUUAUACAUCCUUGGCAAACUCUUCAUGCAGGACAAUAGGCUAAUAACAUGGCUACCCAACCAUAUUUGUUUUAACUCAUAGGAAUUUUACAGUGUCAUAAAUGUUAACAAAAAUCACAGUAGACAUUAAAAUUUUUCUAGUAUGUUAUCACCAGCAAUGAAUUUACAGCUUUCAAAUUUAUUUGCUAGAUGUCUUGUGCCCCCAACUUCUGCUUGUCAGGAAUUUGUCUAUUUUAUACUGUAAUGCUUUCCUGGAAGUAAUGUCUGUGGCCUUUGUUAGUAGCAAACUUCAUUGAGAGUCAAAUUAAUUGCUUAAAAACCCAGAAAUUUGACACAAAAAUGGUAUUACGUUUGCAAAUACUUUUAGCACAUUUUUAUGUACAGAGGCUAGCCGUAUGCAGAAUAAAAGUUUGGAUAUGGUGUAUUUAUUGCUUGUUAUAUAAAUGAAAGACAAAAAGUCUUGUAUUUAACACUUUAAACGAUUUCUAGAUUAAAAAAAAAAAAAAUUGUUCUUUGCAAGAAUAAUUGGUGCUUAAAUUUUUUUUCAUGGGAAAAAAUGCUGUGAAAUAAAAAUGUGACAAGGAAAAUGUACCCAUUUCAAUGCAGCUGUCAACUUUUUUUUUUUUACUUUUUUUUUUUUUUACUUUUUUUACUUUUUUUUUUUUUUUUGAUGUUGCACUUUGCUAAGGCUGAUAAUUUAGAAUUUGUCUGACAAUUUAGAGUUAUGGGUAUGUCAGUUAAUCAUCUUUUGUAUAAACCUAAAAUUGUAAAUACUAAUGUAAAUACUGUGUGUUGUGAAGAUCUUUUUCCUUUGUUUUCCAUAAAGAACUGAUUUACCAUACCAGAAAAGUUUUUAAGUUAAAUACUUAUGCCAAUAAAAUAGGAAAUUGUAAACCUAAUUUUAAUCAUUUUUGUCUUUAAUGUUUGCAAUACCACCAUCUAGUGAGAACUGAAGUGAAAUGUGAAAAAAUAUUUUAGCUUG